This is a messenger RNA of Larimichthys crocea (large yellow croaker), 1911 nucleotides long. Its product is annotated as neural cell adhesion molecule 2-like. The transcript is spliced from 7 exons. NCBI's taxonomy places the organism in Eukaryota, Metazoa, Chordata, Actinopteri, Sciaenidae. The record is from RefSeq and is a predicted model, not a curated record. The coding region runs from base 184 to 1017 and encodes 277 amino acids.
UCUCCCGACCUGGAGCCCAAAGUUACACUGACAGCAGUAGUAUUGCCUCAUGUUUACAGGAAAUUGUUGGCCUGAGUCUAAUUUUGUAUGAGACAAAUGUCUAACCACUCAGUUCCUGUUCUCAGUGCAGACUAAAGCAGACGUUGUCCGUUAUUCUUUGUACUGAACUGUUUGUGUGUGAAGAUGAAGGUGAACAUGUUUACCUGCCUGUUGGCCUUCAUUCUGCUCUGUAGUGUCACUGCAGGAAUAUCACAUCGAGUGUUGGAGGAGAAGAAGUCGGUCACUCUGAGCUGUCCUCAGUCUGUGGAGGGUGAAGUGACGUGGAGCAGAGAGACAAAUGGACAUAAAGUUGAUUUACUUAAAGCUGAUGAUGACAGAGAAACAAGAUACAAUGACCCACGCAGAAGAUUCGGUUCAUCAGCAGAUAAAUCACUUCACAUUCGCAGCGUUACCGUCUCAGACACUGGAAGAUACUUCUGUAAUGAUGAAGCAGCUGUGGAUCUGACGGUGAUCCCAUCAGGGACAGACAGACAUUACACUCUGGAGAGGACCACCGUCGAGCUGACAUGCCCUCAUGAUGUUGGAGGAUCAGAUGUUCCAUCAUGGAGCAGAGACGGUCGUCAAAUUGAUGGAAGACGUGUUUCACGUGUGAACAAGAUGCUGACUAUCAGAGAUGUGCAGCCUGGUGACUCUGGACUUUACUACUGUGAUGGAAAAGCAGCAGUUUAUCUGAAGGUGACUGAAGGUGAUGCGUCUGAGCGAGGAUACAGUACGACAACUGCAACAACUACACAGACAAAGCCAGAUUACACGAGACCAACAACUGUUUCUGCAACAACAAGACAAGUGGAUACGACUACAACCAAGAAACCCCAGAACACUACGUCAACUGUUCGUACUGUGAUUGGAAUACUCUAUUUAAUCAUCAUGACCAGCAUCACUGUCACUGUCACUGUGUGGACCAAAGCUCAAAAGAAACAGAGUGGACACACAGUAGAAACAGAAUAUGUCCUCUGACCGUCCAACACACAGAAACAAGACAGGUGAAAGAGUCCAACAGUGAACAUCCUGCUUUCAACAUUACUGCUGCAACUACAGAAGCUACUCUUACUACUGCUACGACUCUUACACCUUCCACCACUCAUGCCACCCACAUACUGCUGAGAACCACCGCUAUUCAUAAUGCUGUCAAGAAGAGGCCCAGCUCGGCGUCUGUCUUUCAGCCUUUUAUUUCACCAAGCUCUCACCAACCACUAAAAGUCAGUCCCACAUUUACUCUUGUCCGGCGGCUUCUUGCUCGUCAGCAUUCCCCCACGACCCGGGCCUGUAAACCUCCUUCUUCCCAGUGGUUCACAGUCCGGGCAGCCCGGCUAACUGACUGAGCUAACAUAUAGUUAAAAUAUAAUAUUAGUCUUCUGAUUUAGUCAGUUCUCUAAUGUUACUGUCUUCAUAUGUUUGGAGAGACCUGGUUGUGGGGGGCUCACACCUGACCUAGGACUUGGGACAUCUAUACUGGAAUGGUUAAAGUUUAAAGACGCUGUAACAUUAGGAAGACCACCUGUGGUUGAAAUAACUUCAGUCAUAUCCACAUCCAAUAAAAGACCUGGGGGAAAAGACAGUACCUGUUCUUUCAAAGUAACAGUACUUUUACUUGAGUAAGUGAGCUACUCCUGCUACUGCCUACCUACUGCUGUUUCACAAAGCCUUAACUAUAAAGUUUACAUGAACCCACAUUAUAUUUUAAGCCAGAAUAACUCCACACUGGCUGAUGUAAAUAUUCGCUACAUUAUUUUGUUUAUUUGGGUAACAGUGGGCCGAGUAGAGAAAAUGUCAUGUCAAUUGUUUUUCUUAUAAAUGUAUUUGACAUUUUUCCUUUCAUUAUAAAUCAUAUAUGCAAUAAAUCAUUGAAGA